Molecule: messenger RNA, 2367 nt
Organism: Rotaria sp. Silwood1
Lineage: Eukaryota; Metazoa; Rotifera; Eurotatoria; Philodinida; Philodinidae
Source: the annotation of a GenBank genome assembly
AUGACGACUGGUGCUGUUAAUAGCCACAACACAGUCGAUUCAAUUUGGAAAGAUCGAAUUGAACGUGCACUCAAACAUAUUUGUCGCACAAUCGAUAUACGACAAAGACGUGAUGCUGUGCCACUUCUAACAACUAUUGGUGAACAAGUUGAACAAUAUAAUCAAUUACGACGUCCACGUAUUGUUUCAGAACCGAUAUCUACAGAAAGAAACCUGUCAUUGUAUACAACUUGUGCUUAUGAUGGAAUGACGGGUGAUAAAUUAAUAUGUUCACUUUCAAUUUUACCUCAAGUUGAUCAAUUACCUAAUAUGUUCACUUAUGUACCAUUACAAAGAAAUUUUCUCUGUGAUACAGUGACAAAUCUCUCAGAUCUACUUUUAGAUGAAGAUGAUGAAGAUAUUAAAAAUCUUCUUAAUUCUGUUCAAUCGGAUACGUUAGUUGAACAAGAAACAAUUCGAUCUUAUCCAACAACAAGACGUACACGUCGUUCUGUAAAAACAUCAGCAGUUCGUGACAAAAAUAAUGAAUUUAUUUUUGAUGAAGAACAUCUUAUAGAAUUAUUAAAACGUCUUAAACAACAACCAGCACAUUCAGCAAUAACCAUGACAACAGAUGAUGAAUCAACUUUAUUCGAAACGUUAAUUAAACUGUAUCCAUCGUCAGCUGAUUUAAUUCGAGAUCGUUUUGGUACAAUAUUUGAAACAAAAGGUGUUCAAUCAAAAGAAUUAACACCUAAUGUUGAUAAUUCAUCAACAGCACUUGAUACAACUGUUGAAAAUACUUUACAUUCAUAUUUUAUGCUUUUUUGUCGUCGUUGUUAUCAAUACGAUUGUUUUAUACAUAGAGAUAAACAAGCUAUACCUGAUUUAAAUAUUGAACCUAAAAAUUCAAAUAUAACCUUUCGUCCAUGUAGUCGUUAUUGUUAUCGAUUCAAUUCAAUAUCACAACGACGAACAAGAAUUGAACUUAAACGAAGUCAUAGUGAAUUACCUGAUAAUGUAAAAUUUAAAAUGCCUACGAAUGGUUUUUAUUCAAACCGUUCAAAAUUAAAUUUAAUUAAGACAGAACCUAUAUCACCAAUAAAUUUAUCAUCGAAUGGUUUUUUUAUCAAACCAUCAUUAAAACGUAAAUUAACUGAUGAAUUAUCUGAAUGGUCAUCAAGUGAUAAAUCAUUAUUUCGAGUUUUUUAUACAAUUUAUGGUGAUAAUAUAUGUAUGAUUGCUAAUUUACUUGAUAAACCAUGUUCACAAGUUUAUUUAUUUUAUACGAAUGAUAUUGAAAUAAAUAAAACAAAAAAAUUUUUACAGCGACAAUGUUCAACAACAAGUUCAUCAACAAUUGAUUCAUUUUCAGCAGUGACAUCAACAACAUCAUCGGAUUCAAAUGAUACGAAAACUGAUGGUGAGCAUAAAAAGAAAAAACUUAAUGGAAAUUUUAAAGCAGCAACUACAAAUGGUAGUGAAGAAUCAAUCGAAGAUGAGACAUCAAUGUGUAAUGGAAAAGAUAGGCAACAUAUGACAAAUAAUCAUCGUUCAUCAUCAUCUCGUCGUUCUCAUUCAUUAUCAUUCCGUCGUCAACGUAGUCAUCAACAAAUAUUAUUAAAUCAUCAUAAUAAUCUCAAUCCCGAACAAAAACGUCAUACAUAUUAUCCAUGUGAUCAUGAUCGUUCAAUACCUUGUAAUGAACACUGUUAUUGUGUACGAGCUGGUAAUUUCUGUGAAAAAUAUUGUUCGUGUUCAUCAACAAAAUGUGAUAAUCGUUUUCCUGGUUGUCGUUGUCGUUCAUCAUGUACAACAAAACAAUGUCCAUGUUAUGCAGCAGCACGUGAAUGUGAUCCAGAUUUAUGUACACAAUGUGGUGCAGAUGAUUUUGGAAAUAUUAAUAAUGAAUUAAUAACAAAUUCAACAUGUUCAUGUCAUAAUGUUGCUAUACAACGUAGUUUACAUAAAUCUUUGCUAUUAGCUGAAUCGGAUGUAGCUGGUUGGGGAAUGUUUACACAAGUUAAUAUUCAACGAAAUGAAUUUAUUGCUGAAUAUUGUGGAGAAAUUGUAACACAAGAUGAAGGUGAAUUACGUGGACGAAUGUAUGAUACAAUAGGUACAAGUUUUUUAUUUGAUCUCAAUGAAGAAUAUAUGGUUGAUGCAACACGUCGUGGAAAUAAAAUACGUUUUGCUAAUCAUUCAAUAAAUCCAAAUUGUUAUGCUAAAGUUAUUCGAGUUAAUGGUGAUCAUAGAAUUGGAAUUUAUUCAAAACGUUUUAUAUCAGCAGGAGAAGAAUUAUUUUUUGAUUAUCGUUAUGGAGCUAAUCAUCAUUUACGUUUUGUUGGUGUAGAAAAAAAUACACUCGGAGAUCAAAUUGAUAUCUAA